This is a messenger RNA of Saprolegnia diclina VS20, 336 nucleotides long. RefSeq lists its product as hypothetical. NCBI's taxonomy places the organism in Eukaryota, Oomycota, Saprolegniomycetes, Saprolegniales, Saprolegniaceae. The coding region runs from base 13 to 336 and encodes 107 amino acids. The record is from RefSeq and is a predicted model, not a curated record. The transcript is spliced from 2 exons.
GCCGCGGUCAGCAUGACGAGCUUCGCCGACGUCUUCUGCCCGUCGCUGCCGGCGGCGGCUCUCAUGGCCGAGUACCAAGACGGUCUCUUCUUGGACGUCCGCGCGUACAUGGAGGACUUCCGGCGUCAUGUCCGUGAGCACACGACGACCAAGCCGCAAGGCUACGAGCAGCUGCACGACGAUGGGCAUGCGUGCACCUUUUUAGCAAUGGAUCGCGCGGCCAUGAACGGGUUUCUGGACGUCGUCCGCUUCGUGCACGCGCAUCGCAGCGAGGGCUGCUCCCGCUCCGGCAUGGUCCUCGCCGCGGCCAACGGGCACAUGGGCGUGGCGCUGUAA